AUGACUAUUCACAAUUUGUAUAUCUUCGACCGAUAUGGGUCGCUUCUGUAUUACGGUGAAUGGAAUAGAUCUAAACAAUCUGGCAUGUCCAGAGAGGAGGAAGGGAAAUUAAUGUAUGGGAUGUUGUUUUCCAUCAAAUCUUUUGUAGCAAAGAUAUCACCGUUAGAUCCAAAAGAUGGUUUUAUGCAUUACAAGACUACAAAAUACACCUUGCACUGUCUAGAAACACCUUCCGGAUUAAAAUUUGUCAUGAACACUGACAAUCAAGCGCAAGGUGUUAGAGAAUUGUUGAAGAGAAUUUACGGAGAAAUCUAUGUGAAGUAUGCUAUAAGAAAUCCAAUGUGUGGUAUUGGAGAGCCAAUAAUUAGUGAAAUUUUUAAGAAUAAAUUAGAUGCUUUUAUUAAACAGACACCUAUCCAUGUUAGAGCUUCUUGA
This is a messenger RNA of Arctia plantaginis, 435 nucleotides long. The record is from the annotation of a GenBank genome assembly. NCBI's taxonomy places the organism in Eukaryota, Metazoa, Arthropoda, Insecta, Lepidoptera, Erebidae.